AUGUCUGUCUACUUCACUCAGUGUUUUGGCGGUGGUUUAUUGAACAUUUUAGUGGUGUGCUUAAUUCUAGGACACCGGCGUCUAAGAACGGGCUGCGGUUUGUUGAUAGCCCAUUGCUUGAUUGCCCAUACGGCUUUGUGCAUGCUUUUCUUUCCCUUAUCGACAAUUACAGUGUACGGGCGCCUCGUGGCACACUGGGACUACGACGCUAGUGCUUACUGCAACACCUUUAUGUUUCUGCAGGUCGCUACACGACACGUCAGCAACUGGCUGGAGGUAUACGUGGCCGCCAAUCGUCUCGUGGCACUGUGUUUUCCGUUCAAAUACCGUAACUUCGCCAAAGAAAAACUGGAAAACGAGAUUGUAGCCGUUAUCUGGUUUCUCGGUUAUGCACUGGCCUUCCUGGGAAUCUACGAAAUAGGCACAUACUAUUUCUCGCUGCCCAACGGCGCCUGUGGCUACCUGCAGAAAACAUCCUGGGGGAUGUUGACCUUUGUCGCCGGCAACUGGUUGCCAUUAGCCAUCGCUGCUGCCGGCUACGCCAUUAUCUACAUUCGGAUGCUUGCUAAUAAUUUCAAACGACGACGAACCUUCGCCCUGGAAAAUGCCAGUCAACAGGAUCGGAGUGCGGAGAAGAGUCGGCUGAGCAAGGCCAACAUGGUGUUUAUGGCGUUCUUCUGGAAUUCCGUCUGCUAUCUCGUGUUCCCGGUGAUGACGGCGGUGGCGCCACAGAUUCCCUUUCGCAUCCCUGUGGUACCGUUGGCCAUGGGCAAUGUACAAAUUCUGGGUUACACUACUAAUCCGAAAAUUUGCUAA
Molecule: messenger RNA, 816 nt
Organism: Paramacrobiotus metropolitanus
Lineage: Eukaryota; Metazoa; Tardigrada; Eutardigrada; Parachela; Macrobiotidae
Product: nociceptin receptor-like
Exons: 3
Coding region: 1-816 (271 amino acids)
Biological process (GO): neuropeptide signaling pathway
Cellular component (GO): membrane
Molecular function (GO): G protein-coupled peptide receptor activity
Source: RefSeq, a predicted model, not a curated record